GUGUUCAGAACUCGCUGCCUUUUAGGUGCGUCAAUAGUCUCAUAUAUUUUUUCCAUAUAAUACUGACGUAAUUUUCAGUAACUCCUUAACAGUUGAAGGAUACUGAGGGUGAGUGACUUCGAGCUGCCUUACUGGUCAUUUCUUCACGGUAACAUCAGAUUUCUUUAUCAGAUUAAAUUUUGUUUUUACGUGUUGUUUGGUUGUUGGCAGGUCAGCUAACCAUCACCUAGUUGAUUCACAUCACACGAAAAUCAAAACGCCUGAAGCUGUCAUGGCAGCGUGUUUGCGUGUUUCUGCCGUGUGACUCCUCUGUGACAUAGACGGUCUUUGAUACCGGUGUCCACUUGGCUAGUGUUGGUUCAUUCUCGUAACCCUACCUGACUCAGUGUGAGACGUGGAUAUUUGUCUUUUAACAAGUACACCAUUCGUGCAUCUGUGUAUUUAUUAUGGAUAUAGCAAAACUAUAGUAAAUGAUUUAAGGUUCUUGUGGACACCUGGUUGGACGUUAAGGGAUUUAUUGACAUGGACGCAUUUGUAACCCGACGCAACACGCCUCAAGGCUAAUUGGUAACUUACAUGGCUAGUAAAUAAUGUAGUGGUAAUGUGACUGCAGAAUGUUACCACCUUACUGGACAAUUGUUUACAGCUUAGUUACGGCUUAAAUUAAGCUAGUUAUUCUGUACAACCUCAUGUUUACUCUUUAAGCUACGGAAAACCGGAAGCAAAUGUAGAGAAAUUAUUAAAAUGUUCCUACUUGGUAGAGUCAUUUUUGCUGAAUUCCGAGUGAUCUGAGAGCCCCAUACACUGAUUCUGCAGUAUGUAUGGUGUGUCUCUGAAUGUAACACCUUGGUGUGACUGCUAACCACUUAGUGUUGUAUUUUAAAAAGCCAGUUUUUGCUAUUAUAAGGGAUAGUUUAAUAGUAGUAGCAUUUGACGUAUUUCCCUAUAACUCUGCCUUGAUAAUCAGCAUGGAUAUCAAAGUAGGCGUGAGCUGCAUUGUGUUAUUCGUCCUACUGGACGUUGUCAUCACAACUGUCCUAUAUACACAUGGAUCACACUUGAUCAUAUUCAGAAAGGAUGCUCUGGACUUUAACAUUCUCAAGUCAGCACUGGACCUCUGGGGGACUGUGCUACUCCGAGCCUCCAUUCUACUUGGAGCCUCCAUAGGUGUAUCAUGGAACAAGGAGGAUGGCCCACUGAGGGUCUCUUCACUCUCCACCCUCAUUCUCCUCAUCUGCUUGAUCAUCAUCACCUACGCCCUGGCCAAACUGCUGAUGCUGACUGAGCUGGAGCCUCUGACUCACAAGCCUUGGCUCCUGAGCCUGAUAUGCUGGACUUGUGUCUCCUCUCUGGGUGUCAUGCUGCUCUGGAAGCUGCUGGGGAAGGAGCCCGGUUCGACGAGCAGUCAAAACAGCAGCAUCAGCAGAGGAGGACGAGGCACUGAGGACACUGAGAAGCUGGUGGGGACAGCUGGUGAGGAGGAGCAGGAGGUGGGGUGUGAGAGGAAGCAGAACAGACAACAGAAGGAGGAGGGAAGCCAGGACAAGGAGAAGACCAGUUCUGGGGCUACACUGGGACGUUUGCUGACCUACUGCAGAAAGGAUGGUGGGCUGCUGUUUGUAGCUGUCCUCUUUCUCCUCAUCUCUGCUGUGUGUGAAGCCUUCAUACCGUACUACUAUGGGAAGGCCAUAGACAGCAUUGUUGUUCAUCAGAGCAUGGAGUACUUUGCUAAACCCGUCAUCACUCUGGCUGUACUGGCCUUAGCCAGUUCACUUGCAAUGGGAGUGCGUGGGGGAGUCUUCACCCUCACAUUUGCUCGACUAAACCUUCGGCUCAGGAACCAUCUCUUCAGAACUCUGAUGAGGCAGGAAAUUGCCUUUUUUGAUGAGAACCACACAGGUGACAUCAUUUCACGUCUGUCAGCUGACACCACCCAAGUGAGUGAUCUCAUCUCUCAGAAUGUCAACAUCUUCCUGAGGAGCACCAUCAAGGGCGCUGGCUUCUUCAUCUUCAUGUUUGGGAUGUCCUGGAAGCUCACACUGGUGACCAUCAUGGGAUUCCCUUUCGUUGCAGUUGUCUCCAAAGUUUAUGGUGAAUACUACAAGAAACUGACCAAAGAAGUGCAAACAACUCUUGCAGAGGCCAAUAAAGUUGCAGAGGAAACCAUUUCCUCCAUGAGGACAGUGCGGAGCUUUGCCAACGAGUGUGGGGAGGCCGACUCCUACUACGCCAAGCUCUUAAUCAUGUUCCAGCUCAACAAAAAGCAAGCCUUGGCUUAUGCUUGCUACAUGUGGUCUAGUUGUAUUUCAGAGCUUGCUUUAGAGGUUGCCAUCCUCUACUAUGGUGGUCACCUUGUGGUUACUGGUCAGAUGAGCAGUGGUGCCUUGAUAUCCUUUUUCAUAUACAUGCUCGAGCUGGGAGAAUGUCUAGAGAGCAUUGCAUCGGUGUACACAGGUCUCAUGCAGGGAGUGGGAGCUGCUGAGAAAGUUUUUGAGUACCUGGACAGGAAACCCAAACACCCAGCUGAUGGCACAGAGGCUCCAGACACAUGUACUGGUCUGGUUGAAUUUAAAGACAUCACGUUUGCUUACCCAACACGCCCUGAGAUUGAUAUUCUCAAGGGAGUGUCAUUUACCCUGCGGCCUGGAGAGGUCACAGCCCUCGUGGGACCCUCAGGCAGUGGAAAGAGCUCCUGUGUGAGUCUGCUGGAAAACUUUUACUCUCCUCAACAAGGCCAGGUGCUGCUGGAUGGAAAACCUGUUCACACCUUCCAGCAUGACUACCUCCACUCCAAGGUAGCUCUUGUGGGCCAAGAGCCUGUGUUGUUUGCCCGCACGGUCAAGGAAAACAUCACCUAUGGCUUGAGUGACAUCCCCAUGGAGGCUGUGGUGCAGGCUGCCACCAAGGCUAAUGCUCAUGACUUUAUCACCACCCUCCCCAAAGGCUAUGACACAAGUGUUGGAGAGAAGGGCACCCAGUUGUCAGGGGGGCAGAAACAAAGGGUGGCCAUUGCAAGAGCUCUCAUCCGCAACCCACGUGUUCUUAUCCUGGAUGAGGCGACCAGUGCUCUGGAUGCAGAAAGUGAGCACAUUGUUCAGCAGGCUCUGAACAACAUCAUGCAGGAGCACACAGUGCUAGUGAUCGCCCAUCGACUCAGUACAGUGGAGAAGGCACACAGCGUCAUAGUGAUCGACAGGGGCAGUGUGGCUGAACAGGGCACUCACUGUCAGCUGAUGGCCAGCGGGGGGCUCUACUGCAAGCUGGUGCAGAGGCAGGUCCUAGGCAUCGAGACAGGGGCAGAGGUCCUAAACCCACCUGAAAACCUCAGCUGGAAGUCUGAUGGAGGGCAUCAGCGGAGAAGACAAAGCAGCAGCAGUGCCAGCGAGUCUGAAAGCAAUGCUCGGUACUGAGAAAGAACUGCAGUGUGUGGAGAUGGGAUUGGACUGCUGCGAAAACCAUAUAUAUUGUAGAAGAUAUUUUGUGCAGAUAUUCUGUAGUUUAAACAGGAUAUAGACCACAGAACACUCAAAAUGCUCCAGUGAAAUACACAACCUUGAUAUAUUUUAAUGAGGAAUUCAAAUAAAUCAUCAUGUCAGAAUCAGGUUCAGGUGAAGAUCCACUUAUGGAUGAACUGAGUAGUAUUACUAGGUUAGUUGGAUGUAUUAAAAAUAUUUAAAAAGGGUUAACAUUGCCACUGGAUAUAAAACUUGAAUGAAUGACCAAUAUAAUCAGCAACCGAUAGAUAGCUUUAAGAAUAAGCAAUAUUUUGCUGUUGUACUGUAAAAGAUUGUGUUUGUUAGUAUAUUUUAAUACCUCAUCAUAGCACUCCAGACAGAGAAAUUGUUGUUUUAUUGCAGUCUCCCUCGGGAUGUGCUUUUGCUUAUUUUGCCAUAGUAAAUACUGUGUGUAAAUACUUGGUGUUUCUUUUCAAGGUGGUUAAAUUAUAAUAUUUUUGUUAUUCCUCAAGCAAGGGUGGUAAUGGUUGUGGUUACAAAGAAAAGAUGCGUGCCUUUGACUGUGGAGCUCAAUGCACUAUAGGGAUCUGAUCUGUUAGUGAUAAAAUGAAUUAAUGGCGCUACACAUACAUAAUAUGAUUGUAUAGAUGACUGUAAAUAAACAAUAUAUGUGAUGAACACUGUGAAAAUAUACGAAAUGUAAUCCUUCAUGCUUACAAAUAUGUUGGAUUAAUGCCAUAUGCUACAUUCAGGUUCUCCUGGUAAAAACCCCCUUCAGUUUU
Lates calcarifer (barramundi perch) is the source of this 4237-nucleotide messenger RNA. It is a transcript of the gene abcb9, whose product is annotated as ATP-binding cassette, sub-family B (MDR/TAP), member 9. The record is from RefSeq and is a predicted model, not a curated record. Lineage: Eukaryota; Metazoa; Chordata; Actinopteri; Centropomidae. The coding region runs from base 969 to 3410 and encodes 813 amino acids. Gene Ontology annotation, biological process: transmembrane transport; peptide transport. Gene Ontology annotation, molecular function: ATP hydrolysis activity; ATP binding; ABC-type oligopeptide transporter activity. The transcript has 11 exons. Gene Ontology annotation, cellular component: lysosomal membrane.